Messenger RNA from Frankliniella occidentalis (western flower thrips), 1439 nucleotides. RefSeq lists its product as uncharacterized. Gene Ontology annotation, biological process: regulation of gene expression. The transcript has 4 exons. The record is from RefSeq and is a predicted model, not a curated record. NCBI's taxonomy places the organism in Eukaryota, Metazoa, Arthropoda, Insecta, Thysanoptera, Thripidae. Bases 1 to 1080 code for a protein of 359 amino acids. Gene Ontology annotation, molecular function: sequence-specific double-stranded DNA binding.
AUGUUUAAGGAUGACGAGGCGGCUGCAGCCCACUGCCGCUUCUUAAAAUGCUACUGCAAAACCAUUCCGUUUGAUUCAUUUCUUUUUUCUGUUAAAAAUUUAAGCACAGCUCAUUCUUCUUUCUUGCAGGUGUGGUUUCAGAACCGGCGCGCCAAGUGGCGCAAGAAGGAGCACACCAAGAAGGGCCCUGGGCGGCCGGCGCACAACGCGCACCCGCAGACCUGCAGCGGUCAGCCCAUCCCCGAGGAGGAGUUGCGGCGCAAGGAGCAGGACCGGCGCGAGAAGAAGAUCAAGAAGUCCCUCGAGCGGCAGCAGAGGAAGCUGGCGGCGAAGGGCAUCACCGUAGACCUGGAGACGCUGCGCACCGAGUGGGAGGCUCAGCAGAAGGCUAAGAGCAACAAGAACAACGGCGGUCACGGCGGCGGCGGCGGCGGUGGCAGCAACAACAACCCGCUGAGCCACUCCGGGGCUGGGGGCGGAGAGCAACGCGGGGCCGCGCACCCCACCUGGCACAUACCGCCGCCGCAGCUGCACUGCGACUGGUCCAGCGGCUGCAGCGAGAUCAGCUCGCGCCUGGGCGACCACCGCGAGAUCGACGUGGUGGGCGACGAGGCCGACGACCGGGAGGAGCUCGUCGACGAGGAGGCCGUCGACGACCGGCACCACCAGCACCGGAACCGUCUGCUGGGCCUGACCGACGACGAUUACCACAGGAGGACGGAGGUCCCGGAGGCGAUCAACUACGUAAAGAGGGGGUGCAGCCCGAGCCCGGAGCGGCGGCCCUGCCCGAGCCCCGGCGCCAGCCCCUGCGCCAGCCCCUGCCCCAGCCCCGGCCCGGCGGCGUCCCGCGGCCCCGCGUCCCCUGCCAGGCAGCUGGACCGGCGGAGAGCGCUUCCACCCCUGCCACCCCUGGCGCCCCUGGCGCCCCCGCUGCCGCCCCUCGCCGCCGUCAAGACCGAGCGGCCGCCCGCCGCCCCCGUGACCCUGCUGCCCCCGGCGGCCAUCAAGGCCCGCCGGCUCAACCCCUUCAGCAUUGAGUCGCUGCUGUCGAGAAGGUCGCCGUCACCGCGACCCGUCUGACACAGCGCAUAUCAUGUCAAUGCGAGCAUAUUUUAAGGAAAAUUGUUUGUAUAUAAUGUAAAAGUGAGCUAGAGACUUAGACAAAGAAAAGAAAAAGUAUUAUCACCUGUUCCUGUUUUAAUUUAUUUAUGUUAGUUUAUGUCGUUAUUUGUUUAUGUAACACGGAUAACCACUGGGGAGGUUAAUGGAUCAAAGAAGUGAAAUAGUGUUUUGCGUCUGGGGAAAUUAUUGUAAAAGGCAAUGAAGUACAUCAUAUUUGUGGUUCCUCUUCUGUGACACGAAGUGGUGCGGAAAGAUCAAUAUAAUAGUAAUAAUAAUAAUAAGACUGCCGCCGUCAAUAAAACAUAUCUCUUCACACA